Molecule: messenger RNA, 1557 nt
Organism: Trichoderma harzianum CBS 226.95
Lineage: Eukaryota; Fungi; Ascomycota; Sordariomycetes; Hypocreales; Hypocreaceae
Exons: 4
Coding region: 1-1557 (518 amino acids)
Source: RefSeq, a predicted model, not a curated record
AUGGAUCCUAAAGAAUCAGACGAUUCCGGGCCUAGCUCCAACCUGCUCUUCAUCAAUUCAACCGAAUCUGCACGCGGUAAGCCGCGGGAUUCGCAGACCAAGCGCCAGAUUCGGCAGCAUGUCAUGCGAGAUAUUGGCAAGGCUCGCCGCAAGCCACCCAGGAACCCGCAGGUGAAGCUGCGUGUGCGAUCUGCAGAGCCGGCGGCGGAACCGUCUUCUUCCGCUUCUUCUCUUACUGCUCCUACAAAUACGGGAGCAACGGACCCUGGCGAGAGCCAGCUCAUCCCGCUUCUGCAACCAGAACAACAGCAGUCACAAUAUGGAAAAGAACCGCAGCCUCUCCCCCCCCUGGCUCGUCCGUUCUGGGACCAGCAUCCCCUGGCCGUCAUGCAAAAUUCCUGGGGCAUGGACGCCUUUGCAGCAUAUGGUCUGGCCCUGGCAGCCUCUUGGGAUUGUGUGAGAAACCCUCGUAGACGUCGUUUCUGGUUCCCGUUUGCCUUCAAGGAUCCCGGCUUCUGCCGCAAACUCCUCACAGGCCCCGAAGUCCGCGCUGCUGUUCGCUCCCAGACGAUGGAAAGGAGCAUCACCUUUGCCCUGGCACGUUCCACAGAGGUCGUGGCCUGCAUCGAAUCAAAGCUGAGGGACCCUGAUCCUAACAUGGCCGUGGCCAAUAAUGUUCUCCGGGGCGUCAUGGGUUGCAUCUGCUACAACUACAUUGUUGGAGACUUGGAUCAAGCUCGCGUCCAUUUGAAUGGACUCAGACUCCUGAUUAACAGGAGAGGCGGAAUAGACAAGCUCUCCGAUGACCAAGACUUGGUCAUGAUGGUCUUUUGGAUCGACACAAUCGCCUCUCUACUCUUUGAACAAAGACCCUGGUUUCCAAUGCCGUCACGACUACCUCCAAUCUCCACUCUCCCACUCCAUGAUUCCCCCGAUAUCCUCAGCGCCCUGCCAUUCCAUCUCAGCAGCUUGUGUCCCGACCUCAACGCCCAUCAACUAUGCGUCGUCUCUGCCCUACAAGACAUAGCAAGCCUUGCCGGCGCCGUCCAAUGGAAACUAGCUGCCCGGGGUGAAGACCUAUGGAAAGAAGAAAUCUUCCUCGGUACACGACUCAACCCCAUCGCAUAUCGUCUCAUGGACACUCCUCCUCACCCUCAUCCCGAUAUGCCAUGCAUCUUUAUUGAGACUCUUCGCUUGGGCGCACUUCUGUGGAUCCUACAGGUCAAAAACAUGGCUCAAGCUUAUCCAGGCACGCCCGCCACAUAUGUCACCAAACUACUGCACCUCCUCCAAAACCACAGCAUCGAGAACCUCGUCUCAGCAUCAUCCUACUACAUUCCCUUCCAGCUCUGGCUCCUACUGCUCUGUGCAACCAUGUCAGAAGUCCCCAGUGAAAAAGCUAAUGCUCUGGAGACGGUUUCCCGCAGGAUGAACGAAUACGGCUGGGAGUGGGAGGAAAUGAUGACGAAUGUCAAGCAACUUCCGUGGAUACCUGGAUUCGAAGCCCAUGCCCCGACUAUUGCCACUCAAGUCCAGCUGUUGCGAAGUAUGAUAUGA